This is a messenger RNA of Neomonachus schauinslandi (Hawaiian monk seal), 1569 nucleotides long. RefSeq names its product JNK1/MAPK8 associated membrane protein (gene JKAMP). The record is from RefSeq and is a predicted model, not a curated record. NCBI's taxonomy places the organism in Eukaryota, Metazoa, Chordata, Mammalia, Carnivora, Phocidae. Gene Ontology annotation, molecular function: ubiquitin protein ligase binding. Bases 107 to 1042 code for a protein of 311 amino acids. Gene Ontology annotation, cellular component: membrane. The transcript is spliced from 7 exons. Gene Ontology annotation, biological process: response to unfolded protein.
CCCGGGUUACCAGGAGGCGGAGCCGCCGAGGCGGCUGUGGCCCGGAUGUCCGGGCGCUGCCGGCGGCUGAUCCCGGAGCUUCUUCAGGGAAACCUGCAAGCGGCCAAUGGCUGUCGAUAUUCAACCAGCAUGCCUUGGACUUUACUGUGGGAAGACCCUAUUAUUUAAAAAUGGCUCAACUGAAAUAUAUGGAGAAUGUGGGGUGUGUCCAAGAGGACAGAGAACAAAUGCACAGAAAUACUGUCAGCCAUGCACAGAGUCUCCAGAACUUUAUGAUUGGCUGUAUCUUGGAUUUAUGGCUAUGCUUCCUCUUGUUUUACAUUGGUUCUUCAUCGAAUGGUACUCGGGAAAAAAGAGUUCCAGUGCACUUUUCCAGCACAUCACUGCAUUAUUCGAAUGCAGUAUGGCAGCUAUCAUCACCUUACUUGUGAGUGAUCCGGUUGGUGUUCUCUAUAUCCGUUCAUGUCGAGUACUGAUGCUUUCUGAUUGGUACACAAUGCUUUACAACCCAAGUCCCGAUUAUGUUACCACAGUGCAUUGUACUCACGAAGCUGUUUACCCUCUAUACACCAUUGUAUUUAUCUAUUAUGCAUUCUGCUUGGUAUUGAUGAUGCUGCUCCGACCCCUUCUGGUAAAGAAGAUUGCCUGUGGGUUAGGAAAGUCUGAUCGAUUUAAAAGUAUUUAUGCUGCACUUUACUUCUUUCCAAUUUUAACUGUGCUUCAGGCAGUUGGCGGAGGCCUUUUAUAUUAUGCCUUCCCAUACAUUAUAUUAGUAUUAUCUUUGGUUACUCUGGCUGUGUACAUGUCAGCUUCUGAAAUAGAGAACUGCUAUGAUCUUCUGGUGAGAAAGAAAAGACUUAUUGUUCUCUUCAGCCACUGGUUACUUCACGCCUAUGGAAUAAUAUCCAUUUCCAGAGUGGAUAAACUCGAGCAGGAUUUACCCCUUUUGGCUUUGGUACCCACCCCAGCUCUUUUUUACUUGUUCACGGCAAAAUUUACCGAGCCUUCACGGAUACUCUCCGAAGGAGCCAAUGGACACUGAAUGUGUAAAAUGCAUUAAUACUCUUCUGUUGUACAUGGAGGUAAGAUUGGGUUUUGUUUUUCUGUUUUUGACUUAACAGACUUUAUGGUUAGACUUGGAAAAUACAAACUGCUGUAGUACUGUGUUACGUAGUAUAAUACACUGUAUACUUUAGCACUCUGUGACACUAUAAGCAUGUUAGGAAGCACUCGCCUCCGGCAACAAUUUAGUUAUUCUUUAAAGCAAAAUCGUGUUUCUCUAUACUUUGACAAGUAUAAUCUGAAAUCCUUAGCAUUGGCCUAAUUGUGCAUGUCUGUUGUAUUUCAGUUUGUUUUUCAAGUAUAAUGAAUUAUAAGGACAAACAUACAUACCUUGUGGGUCUGAUAGCAAACAUGGAAAUAAAGUAUGUUGUUUGUUAUUUAUUUUUACCAAUACAGUAUUUUGAUAAAAAGAGUAUAAUUUAUAUAACGGAUUUUCUGUUUAUAAGUAGUUUGGUUGAAGACAUCUUCUGAUUGUUUCUGUUAAGAAAAACAAUAAAAUGCUUAACU